AUGACGUCAUUUGUUGGAACAACGUGUCGAUGGCAUUUGCGAACUUGCAACGUGGCACUGCGCGCCACCAAGCGUCGGGCUUCCACGACUAGGACAGCCGCAGCGGCAAACCAAACUGGUGGAAGGCAGCAAGGGGCGGUCGGUCCAGCCGAGCCCGCAAAAGGGGACGUGGUAGACCUCCAGCCACCGAAGGGCACGCGCGACUUCCAGCCCGGCGAUAUGAGAGUGCGGAACUGGCUCUUCGAUCAAUUCCGACAAGUCGCCCUGACGUUCGGGUUCGAGGAGUGGGAUGCACCUGUGCUGGAAUCCGAGGAUCUGUACACGCGAAAGGCUGGCGAAGAGAUCACCCAACAGCUAUACUGCUUCGAGGACAAGGGGGGGCGCCGUGUGUCCCUCCGUCCAGAACUCACACCGUCGCUCGCCCGAAUGGUGCUCGCGCGGGGCAAGGGGCUGCCCUUGCCUGCGAAGUGGUUUGCGAUAGGACAGUGUUGGCGCUAUGAGCGCAUGACGCGUGGCCGCCGGCGCGAGCACUACCAGUGGAACAUGGACAUCUUUGGUGUCUCGGGGGUCGAGGCCGAGGCCGAGCUGCUUGCGGCGAUCGUGGCAUUCUUCCGCCGCGUAGGGCUGUCAUCGGCGCACGUGGGGCUGAAGGUGUCGUCGAGGAAGAUCCUCGAAGCGGUGCUGGAGACACAGGGAGUUCCAGCGGACGCUUUCGGCCCUGUCUGCAUCGUUGUGGACAAGAUCGACAAGCUUCCGCGAGAAAACAUCGUGGCAGAGCUGUCGAAUCUCGGGGUCGAGGAGGCGGCGAUCGACUCGAUCUUCGCUGCGCUGGAAAUCCGCUCCAUCGACGACCUCGAGACUCUCCUCGGCGCUGACGAUCCCGUCGCUGCGGACCUCCGACGGCUGUUCGAGCUUGCAAGGGGCUAUGGAAUCGACGACUGGCUGGUCCUGGACACAUCAGUGGUGCGCGGGCUCGCGUACUACACCGGACUGGUGUUUGAGGGUUUCGACCGCGCUGGCAAGCUGCGCGCUAUCUGCGGCGGAGGACGGUACGACAGGCUGCUAUCGACUUUUGGGGGCGAGGAUACACCCGCCGUGGGCUUUGGAUUCGGCGACGCCGUCAUCGUCGAGCUGCUGGAGGAGCACAACUUGUUGCCCUCGCCCCCGCACCACGUUCAGGACGUCGUGGUGUGCCUGGACGAGGACCUGCGCACGCAUGCCUGCCUCGCGGCCAGCAGCCUGCGGGAGGCGGGCAGGAAGGUCGACUUGGUUCUUGAGGCGAAGAAAAUGAAGUGGGUGUUCAAGCACUGCGACAGACUGGAAGCUGACCGUUUGAUCAUCUUGGGUGCCAAGGAGUGGGAGCGUGGAGUGUUGCGCGUAAAGGACCUGCGCGAGCGCGAGGAGAGUGACGUCGCCAUCGACGAUCUCGUGUAG
Pedinophyceae sp. YPF-701 is the source of this 1434-nucleotide messenger RNA. Lineage: Eukaryota; Viridiplantae; Chlorophyta; Pedinophyceae. The record is from the annotation of a GenBank genome assembly.